UCACCUCCGGUGAUCCGCUUGCCUAGGCCUCCCAAAGUGCUGGGAUUACAGGCAUGAACCACUGUGCCUUCAUGAAGUUGGGUAACAGAAGUGACCACAGAUUUCAUCUAGCUCAGCUUGCAUUUUGAAAGUCAGAUAACUGAGACUCUGAGAUUAGAAAGGACUCUCUCAAGAUCACAUGGUGAGUGGGUGUGGCGGAAGGGCCUGGAAUCCUGGUCUUUUGUACAUGCUUUGCUUCAAAUCACAGAGCAGCUUAUGUGCCUUUAUUAACUUACUUUUAUUUUCCUCUGGAAAUAAUAUCAAGUCAAAUAGUGUCCUUAUAAUUUGCAGGUACUAGGAGAGGGCCCUUUGGGAAAGGGUUGCAUUAGCUGCCUCCCUGAGGGUUCAUGACACAGAAAGUUCUAGAAAAGUGAUGCCCCCUGGUUAGGGGAAUCAAAACAGGAUCAGCUGGCAUGGCUGGGUGGCAAGCGGACCCUGGGUUGCUUCCAGAGUGGGCUGCUGCUGACUGUGGCAAAUGAAGUCUUUCUCUGCCAGCUGGAGGAGCUGCUACUCUGGUGUGCAGGUACCCAAGGCCUUAGCAGGUGUGGCUGGAAUGCCACUGGGUCGGGAAAAUGAGGUCUAGGACAAGCAGGAGGCUCUCUUGGGUCUCACUGAGCUGAACCAUUCACCUGGGAAGAAGAAGAAAGGAGAGGCCGUGGAGAUAAGCCAAUAGGGCCAAGCCCUUUGUCCUGGCCCCUGGGGACAAUCCUGGGGCUGGAAAGUCAAGAUCUGCAGAGUUAUCCUUCGGUCCUAGGCAAGGGUACAGGCACUCCUGUUGAAAAAACAAGCAAGCAAACCAAACAUCUUCCCUGUGAACUGAACCUCCAGAGGUCCCAGGUACUUGGAGGAACUGGAAUAAGGUGAUUCACAGGUUUCCCUACUUAAAGUCAAAAUACAGCCCUUAGCAACCAGUCCCGCCUAGCGGUUACCUACUGAAUACAUUGCUUUCCCCAAGGGCUGAGCCCUUGGAAAUACUCUCCAAGGAGAAUGUAGAAAACCUGUCUGUCCCUGUCUCCACUGGCCACACCAGAGCUGCUGUCCCAGAAUGAACGUAGGGCUGUGCUCCUACGGUGCUCCCUGGUCAGGGGUCCCAGCCAUUUCAAUAGGUGGUAGGAGCUCUUCCAGCCAGCCCUGCCCCAUCACCUUCCCCGUUAAGCUGUUUCCAGCCCUUUAUAACAAUCCUUCUACCUCCCUAGGAGACAGAGUCAUUGGGCCCUUCUUUCAUGGAUACGGAGCAACCUCCUCCCCCAACCCCACACACAGGGCCUCAAAGUCCUCUCUGACACCACAGCCUUCCCUAGGCUGUGGUUAAAGCCACUUAAAGCCAACUCACAUACCUGCCCCUUCCCUCCAUUUAGAUGGGUCCCCUCCUCCAUCCUACCCGGCUCCCGUGGCACUGCCUGCGCACCCCUCCCUCUGAAGAGCAGUGUGGUAAGGCAGGGGCUGCGGUGCCAGGGCAUUUUGGCAUGCCCUUCCCGCCCUACCCCGCCCCGCCUGCUAAAUAUAUAUCUUGGAGGAGUCCAGGAAGGAGCCACCACAGAUGUGAUUAACUCUUUCACCUCCAGCACCGUGGAGACAGGGCAGGCUGGAAGGAGCAGUGGGAAGUGGGGGUACCCAAGUCCAGACUAGAGGAGCCCCCGCCCAGGAUCAGCUGGCAGAUGGGAGAACUCGGCCCCUCACACCAGGCUGGGAGGAAGGGGUCCUGGGAUUCUGGGAGGGGGCUGGUCUGUGGGAAAGAGACCCCGAGUGCCCUUACUGUCCCCACCCACCCAGGCCACCUCCACUGUUCAGAAGGAGGAAACUGAGUCAGGAAAGCUCAAAUCUCAUGGCAAUUAUCUGGCAAAGUCAGGCCCUGACCCACUUUCUCCAGCAAGAACUGAAAGAAGACCUCAACGCUCUUUUCAAGAGAAGACGGUGGAUGAUGGCCGAGUUGGUGACCAGGAACACACCACAAGGGAUGAAAUAGACAGUGAGACAGUGAGCCCACUUGAGGACCUCGUCCAGAGUGCUGGAUCCUUCUGAAACCCCACUUUGCCCAGAAGGCAACCCAGGCCACCUCUGCCCUGUCCAUCCACUGCAAGCCACUGGCUGUACCCCAGUUAUACACAGAAGAGCACUCCUCUGCACUAACCCAACUGAGACUGCAACCUAGCUCCCUGCCUCAGUCUCCCGACAGUGGGAGUGAGACACCAGGCCUGCAGCAUGCCUCCUCGGAACUCUGGAAAAGGAAAAAUUACAGUUGGAAAGAAGACAGAAGCUGGUAAAAGAAGCCUUCCAAGGAGGCCCUUCCUUUGCAGCCGGCUCACCAUGGCGCUCCAGCCACGACGCUGCCAAGUGUGCUCCGUGCCAGGGCUGAGGCCUGGGGUUGGGGGAGGCCAAUGGCUGCCAGUGGUCCUGGAGCCCCUCGCCUAUUCUCCAGAGAGCCUGAAACUUUCCAGGGAGAGGCACGGCUAGCCCUGCUGGGUGCCCAGAGAGCCGAUGUUGGUGGGGAGGCAGCUGGCACCUCCAUCAACCACUCCCAGGCGGUGCUCCAGCGCUUGCAGGAGCUGCUGCGACAGGGCAACGCCAGUGACGUGGUUCUGCGGGUGCAGGCUGCGGGCACCGACGAGGUCCGGGUCUUCCACGCCCACCGCCUGCUGCUGGGACUGCACAGCGAGCUGUUCCGGGAGCUGCUGAGUAACCAGAGCGAGGCGGUGCUGCAGGAGCCACGGGACUGCGCCGCGGUCUUCGACAAGUUCAUCAGGUACCUGUACUGCGGGGAGCUGACUGUGCUACUGACCCAGGCCAUCCCCCUGCACAGGUUGGCCACCAAGUACGGCGUGGCCUCCCUGCAGCGCGGCGUGGCCGACUACAUGCGCGCGCACCUGGCGGGAGGCGCGGGCCCGGCGGUGGGCUGGUACCACUACGCGGUGGGCACCGGGGACGAGGCCCUGCGUGAGAGCUGCCUGCAGUUCCUCGCCUGGAACCUGUCGGCCGUGGUGGCCAGCGCCGAAUGGGGCGCCGUGAGCCCCGAGCUGCUGUGGCAGCUCCUGCAACGCUCGGACCUGGUGCUGCAGGACGAACUGGAGCUGUUCCAAGCGCUGGAGGCCUGGCUGGGUCGCGCGCGGCCGCCCCCUGCCGUGGCCGAGCGGGCGCUGCGCGCCAUCCGCUACCCCAUGAUCCCACCGGCACAGCUGUUCCAACUGCAGGCGCGCUCAGCUGCCCUGGCGCGCCACGGCCCCGCGGUGGCCGACCUCCUGCUGCAGGCCUACCAGUUCCACGCCGCGUCGCCGCUGCACUACGCCAAGUUCUUCGACGUCAACGGCAGCGCCUUCCUGCCCCGCAACUACCUCGCGCCAGCCUGGGGCGCCCCGUGGGUCAUCAACAACCCGGCCCGCGACGACCGCAGCACCAGCUUCCAGACGCAGCUGGGCCCGAGUGGCCACGACGCGGGCCGCCGGGUCACCUGGAACGUGCUCUUCUCGCCGCGCUGGCUGCCCGUCAGUCUGCGGCCCGUUUACGCGGACGCCGCGGGCACAGCGCUGCCCGCCGCGCGCCCCGAGGACGGCCGACCGCGGCUGGUGGUGACGCCGGCCAGCAGCGGCGGCGACGCGGCGGGCGUGAGCUUCCAGAAGACCGUGCUGGUGGGGGCGCGCCAGCAGGGCCGCCUGCUGGUCCGCCACGCCUACAGCUUCCACCAGAGCAGCGAGGAGGCCGGCGACUUCCUGGCGCACGCCGACCUGCAGCGGCGCAACUCAGAGUACCUGGUGGAGAACGCCCUGCACCUGCACCUCAUCGUCAAGCCCGUAUACCACACCCUUAUCCGGACCCCCAAGUAGCCUCGGGGUCGGGGAGUAAAGGCCUGGCCUAGGUGCUCCUUGUGGGUCUGGGAAGGGCAAGGCGAGUGUGGAGGUGGCAACAAGCCUGGUACCCUGGAUGGCCCGGUGCCGGCCACCCUAGGGCUGGGGUGGAGUCCAGGUGAGGCGUGGUAGACAAGAUGCCUGGUUUCAAGAGCUGAUUUCACAGCUGACUUGAAGGAACAUUCUUGGUCCUGAAUAAACCGAUGCUCAGAGUGGUAA
This is a messenger RNA of Cercocebus atys (sooty mangabey), 4097 nucleotides long. RefSeq names its product BTB (POZ) domain containing 17 (gene BTBD17). The record is from RefSeq and is a predicted model, not a curated record. Lineage: Eukaryota; Metazoa; Chordata; Mammalia; Primates; Cercopithecidae. Bases 2418 to 3857 code for a protein of 479 amino acids. Gene Ontology annotation, molecular function: protein binding. The transcript is spliced from 7 exons.